This is a messenger RNA of Cuculus canorus (common cuckoo), 1736 nucleotides long. RefSeq names its product zinc finger MYND-type containing 10 (gene ZMYND10). The transcript is spliced from 12 exons. Gene Ontology annotation, cellular component: centriolar satellite; cytoplasm. The record is from RefSeq and is a predicted model, not a curated record. NCBI's taxonomy places the organism in Eukaryota, Metazoa, Chordata, Aves, Cuculiformes, Cuculidae. Bases 1 to 1551 code for a protein of 516 amino acids. Gene Ontology annotation, biological process: outer dynein arm assembly; motile cilium assembly; inner dynein arm assembly.
AUGACCCCGCUGUCCCCGCCGGAUGCUUUUGCUCCUCCUGCCGCCAGGGGGUGGCAGAGGCUGCGCUGCGCCACCUUUUCUUGCGGAGGCCUCCACGCCGCUAGAGGCGACAGAUUCCCUGGGCGCCGCUCUAGCCCGCGGACCCACCUCUAUGUCUCCACAAGCGCCGGAAGCGUUGUCUGUUGCCAUAGAGACGCUGACGCUAUGGCGGCCGGUGCGCCGCUGCUGCCCGGCGAGGCCGAGGCGCUGGUGCGGGCGCUGCGGGGCACGGAGCUGCGGGACACCGGCGGGCAGAGAUGGCUUCAGCAGCACGAGUGCGUGGAGAAGCUCAACAUGCAUGCCAUCCUGAGCGCAUCCACAGGCGAGGAGCAGCUCCUCACCGAGCUGCUGGUCACCUACACCAAGAUUCCUGUUCUCGUUGGGGAGCUGAUCUCUGUGGAGAUCUGGAAGCACAAGAUCUUUCCCGUGCUGUGCCGGCUGGAGGACUUCAAGCCGAGAAGCACUUUCCCCAUUUACGUGGUGCUGCAUCACGAAGCCUCCAUCAUCAACCUCUUGGAGACAGUGUUUUUUUACAAGGAGGUUUGCGAGUCAGCGGAGGACAGCAUUCUGGAUUUAAUUGAUUAUUGCCACCGAAAACUGACCCUGCUUGCAGCUCGGAGCACCAAUGGACAGACAGCGACCCCGGUGAAGUUUCGUCCUGAGGAUCUGGCCACCCCCUCGUCCAUGCAGGAGCUGCAGAAGCAGGCAGAGUCAAUGGAGUUUGAGAUUUCCCUGAAAGCCCUGUCUGUGCUGCGGUUCAUCACUGAUCAGGUGGAGAGUCUGCCCCUGAGCGCGCUGACACGGAUGCUGUCCACCCACAACCUGCCCUGCCUCCUUGUCCAGCUGGUGGUGCAUUGCCCCUGGAGCUGCUGGGAAGCAGGUGAGCUCAAGAAGUUUGAGAAUGGUGUGUGGCACGUGGUGCCCCCUGAAGACCAGGUGAAGAUGACCAAACUCGAUGGGCAGGUGUGGAUCGCCCUCCUCAAUCUCCUGCUCAGCCCAGAAUGCCAGCGCAAAUACCACUUUGAUGGCUUCAACAAGAGCCAGCUCCUCAAGCUCCGUGCAUUCCUGACAGAUGUCCUCAUUGACCAGCUCCCCAACCUGGUGGAGAUGCAGAGAUUUUUGAGCCACCUUGCAGUGACAGAGCCAGCUCCCCCAAAAAAGGAUCUCGUCCUAGAGCAGGUUCCUGUCAUCUGGGACCACAUCUUCAAGAAGAAUGCUGGGAAGUGGGAGGCUAUUGCCAAGCACCAGGUGAAGCACAUCUUCAGCCCCACUGAGGAGGAUCUGAAGCUCCAGGCGCGCAGAUGGGCACAGACCUACAGCCUGGAGAUGAUGGAAGCUCUGAUUCCUGACAAGCCCCACUGCAGGGUGUGUGGCGUGGAAGCGACCAAGCGGUGCUCUCGCUGCCGGAACGAGUGGUACUGCACGCGGGCAUGCCAGGUCCAGCACUGGCAGAAGCACAAGGCUGCCUGCAACCUGAUGGCUGAGGCACCAGGGAGCGUGGCUGACCUGUAAGAGAAGCCGACUGGCACCUGACUCGUGGCUCUUCGAGGGGAAGGUUCCCCUGCGUGCUGCCCAGCGACCAAAGUCGAGAAACCAGCAGAGGCUCCUUCUGCCCGCUCCCACCCCUGGGCACUGCUGGCCAGGCUCGGCCUGUCCUCUCCCACCUCCUUGCCACGCAGCCAUCUCCAAUAAACCUC